AUACGACGAAGGUGAAUUUAUUGAAGGUAUUGCUGAAGAUGCAUACGCUAGGCUGCCUCCUAAACGCUUCCAUAACGAUGAUUACAUCGUUGGACUUGAGCCCCGUAUAGAAGAAGUCAUGUCACUUUUGAAUGAGUCUGAUAACAGUGUUUCUAUGUUGGGGAUUCAUGGAGCUGGUGGAAUUGGUAAAACAACCCUUGCAAAAGCCAUCUAUAACUCAAUCUUCUUCUAUUUUGAAGGUGCUUGUUUUUUAUUUGAUGUCAGAGAAGUGUCAAAGAAAUAUCAGGGUGUUGUCCGCCUUCAACAAACACUUCUAUCAGAAGUUCUUGAGGAAAAGAAGAUGAAGUUUGGUAGUGUUGAUGAAGGAAUAUCAAAAAUAAAGCAUAGACUCUCUCACAAAAAGAUUUUGUUGAUUCUUGAUGACGUUGAAGAAGUUGAGCAGUUAGAACAACUUGCAGGAGGGGCUGAUUGGUUUGGUUGUGGAAGCAAGAUCAUCAUAACAACAAGAAACAAGCAAUUGCUAGUUGCACACGAUCUUAAAAAAACAUAUGAAAUGAAACAGCUGAAUGAGCAUGACUCUCUUAAACUGUUUUGUUGGCAUGCCUUUCGAAUGAGCCACCCUCCAAAAGCUACAAAAGAGAAUUUGGAAUAUGUUGAAGACAUACUAGGAGCUUGUUAUUAUGGGACAAGGUUUUAUAUUGAAGUUCUUGUUGAUAAAUCUCUAAUAACUGUUGCUGAUAAUGGUCGCUUGCACAUGCAUGAUCUAAUUCAACAAAUGGCUAGAGAGAUUGUUAAGCAAGAGGCACCCUCCAGUCUUGGUAAACGUAGCAGGUUAUGGUAUUACAAAGAUGUGCUUAAUGGAGGAAAUGAUAUUGAAGGGAUAAUCCUUGAUCCACCUAAACAAGAAGAAGUGAUAUGGAAUGGUUUGGCCUUUCAGAAGAUGAAAAAUCUUCAAAUUCUCAUUGUUCGAAAUACCCAAUUCUUAACAAGUCCCAAGUAUCUUCCUAAUAGUUUGAUAUUGCUUGAUUGGGAGAGAUAUCCUUCUAUGACUUUACCACCAGAUUUUUCUCCUCCAAAACUAGUUUGCUUCAAGUUAUAUAGAAGUCUUUUCAAAUUGGAAGAGCCAUUCCAGAAGUAUGAAUAUGUGACAUAUAUGAAUUUCUCGCAAUGUGAAUUCUUGAGAGAAGUGCCUGAUAUGUCUCAUUUUCGAAAUUUAAAAACAUUGAGCUUUCGCGAAUGUUGCAAUCUGAUCAAAGUUCAUGAUUCUGUGGGAUCUCUUCAUAAGCUAAUACUAUUAGAUGUUGGUGAAUGUACCAAACUUAAAAGCUUUCCAUGUGAAAUCAACAUGCCAUGUCUUGAAGAUCUCACUCUUUCUGGCUGCAAGAGUCUUAACUACUUGCCACGUAUCGUCGGAAAGAUGGAUGCACUUACCGGUAUUUCUGCAGAUAGGACUGCUAUUAAAGAGCUCCCACCUUCCAUUGGAAAUCUUUCAGGGCUUGAUACUUUGUUUAUACACUCUUGCAAAAGUCUUAGGGAGCUUCCGACCAGCUUAUUGAUGUUGCAAAAUCUUAGCACACUUUGUUGGGAGGCAUUCAACCUCGUGGUAGAAAAUCUUUAA
This is a messenger RNA of Neltuma alba, 1618 nucleotides long. Its product is annotated as disease resistance-like protein DSC1. Gene Ontology annotation, molecular function: ADP binding. Lineage: Eukaryota; Viridiplantae; Streptophyta; Magnoliopsida; Fabales; Fabaceae. The record is from RefSeq and is a predicted model, not a curated record. The annotation marks the transcript as partial. Gene Ontology annotation, biological process: defense response. The transcript is spliced from 4 exons.